Paramuricea clavata is the source of this 1605-nucleotide messenger RNA. NCBI's taxonomy places the organism in Eukaryota, Metazoa, Cnidaria, Anthozoa, Malacalcyonacea, Plexauridae. The record is from the annotation of a GenBank genome assembly.
AUGGCUGAAGAAAAUGAGACAGGGGUGCCAGAUCUGCCGGUAAAAACUGGUACUACAUCAUCGACACAUGAAAAUGAGUUUUAUAGAAUACCAAAGAAGUUAAGAAUACAAAUUAAUCAUUUGCAAGGACAAAUAAUAAAGGAAACAAACAUCUCCAUAUUAGAAAAGGAAGCAAAUAUUGUAGAACAAUGCAUGAAGGAACUAACUGCUGCCCAAAAAGAAUUAGAGCGCAUCCAAGGUUCAGCCAUCGAAAAGAUGACAUUGUAUAGUAAGUUUGAGGAUAUGAGUCGAGAAACAAAUCAAAUACUUGCCCAAGCGGUGCAAGCAAUUCAACAGCUAAAAUUGAAUGAAAACGAAGAUAGACAUUCAGUAAUCACAUCCACUCAUCGAAGUAGAUCAAGUCAUCGAAGUAGACUAUCUCGUUCAUCACUAGCUAGUACUAGUUCAUCCGCACGACUUCGUAGACUCGACCUCGAAGAGGAAAUUGCAACAUUGAGAGCCAAAAUAAAUCUUGUAGAGGAAAGGGAACAACUAGACAAGGCUAACCGAGUCGCACCCGAAGAAAUCGAAAGGCGAAAGCUGGAAAUCCAGAGCGAAGAGCAGCGUUUGAUUGAGCAAAUCGAAACCACGAAGGAAACAUUCAAACUUAAGGAACAGUUAGCAGAAAGGGAAGCAAGAGUCGAGGCAUGCACACGGUUCGAAAACGAGGGUACGUCUGUGAUAUUUGACGACGACGACAAUCAAAGUAAUGCCACACGAGAGCACAUUCAGAAAUUCCUUCGAUCUCAGGCAGAACCUUCUGCUGAAGGUGAGAAUAAUGAACUUGCUACGCAUGAUACAGCUGACUCCUUCCCUCCCGAAUGUGGGUUAUUAGUUCCUCCUCAAUCCAAAUUGAACCCAGACGUCCCACCAUACGUCUCUUGCAAAGAAGCUACCACCUCAGCACCGAACCAACAAAUCAACGUAACACCUACAAAUGUCCACAUCAAUCCACCUUACACCCUAACUGGUGCCACAAACCCUGACUUGGUUCAAGCUCAGUUAACCGCAAUCACAAAAUUAUUGGAAGUCCAAAACCAGAACCGAUUACCCCUGCCGGAGCCGGGCGUCUUCAGUGGUAAUCCUUUGCAAUACCCAAUGUGGGUGAAGGCAUUUGAGACCCUUAUUGAAGGCAGAGCAAUCAACCCGGCCGAAAGAUUACAUUUUCUUGGAAAAUAUGUCAGUGGUGAAGCUAAAGAAGUGGUGAAUGGUUUCAUGCUCCUGGACGGCGACGACGCACAUACGAAAGCAAAGGAGAUGCUGGCUAAACGAUUUGGCGAUCCAUUCACAGUAGCAGCAUCAUUUCGAAAAAGACUCGAAGAAUGGAAACAAAUUGCGCCUGGCGAUGCAAUUGGUUUGCGAAAGUACUCCGACUUCCUUGUCCAAUGCGAAACGGCAACGGAGAAAGUGAGUAGCCUCAACGUGCUCAACGAUGUACAAGAAAACCAGAAGAUGAUAUCCAAACUACCCAAGUGGUUGUCAAAUCGCUGGGCAAGAGUUGGCUACACGUCAAGAGAGGAGAAGAAUAAAUUCCCCCCUUUUCGGAAUUCGUUCGAUUCCUGGUAA